Molecule: messenger RNA, 573 nt
Organism: Yamadazyma jaroonii
Lineage: Eukaryota; Fungi; Ascomycota; Pichiomycetes; Serinales; Debaryomycetaceae
Source: the annotation of a GenBank genome assembly
AUGAAGAGAGACAUUAGUGGAGUAGAUGAUAGUUCUAGCGAUGAAGGGAGUGGUAGUGGUAGCGAAGAAAGUAGUAGUGGAAGCGAAAGUGAAGUAGAACUUUUGAGUAAACCAAUAUUCCUCAAGAAGAAGAAACUGGUGAUUGAAGAUAAUGUAGUGUCCGAGGUCUUAGACGAAGAUAAUGGGAAGGCGGAUGAAAGAAUACUUAAGAAUCUCAACAACAUCAAGGACAUAGAAGAUAAAGAUUUGCAUGAAUUUGAUGGAGUUGACGAUUACGAUGAUAAUGAAGAAGAAGAAUAUAGUAAGUGGAGAAUAAGAGAGUACGAAAGGUUCCAAAGAGAUAAGAAAAUCGCCAUUGAAUUGGAGAUUUUCAAACAAGAACAAAUGAAUAGAUCUAAUAUGACGGAGGAUGAACUUAUACAGCAGUUUGAAGCUCGUAAAGAUAAUAAUCAAUACCAUAAAGGACCUUUCCAAAAUGAUGAACUUGAAGAAUUUGAGCAAAAAAUCCUGCAAAGAGAUUAUAGUCAAAAAGAGAUUGAUCAUUCAAGACCCACAAGAUUCAAGCAGUCAUAA